ACUCACUCCUUUGACAGAUCAUCCAUCAUGUGAGCAUUGGUCACCACUGUUUUUGCCUUUUUUUGUGUGUUGUGGUUCUGCUUUUCUCUCAUUUUCCUUUUGAACUUUUCUUGGUUCCUAACCGUAUCAUUCUUUCCCUUUCUUCACCUUUCUCAUCUUCUCUUUAUUUGGUUUUGAACCUGUAAAUCACUCUCACAAAACUCUCUCUAUCUCUCUUCUCUCUUGAAUUCAGUCAUGGAAAGUGAGACUACUGUUGUUUCAGAUCAUUCUUCUGCUCCAGCCGAGCAAAUCGAGAAGGUGAAUGAAGAGGUUAAAAAAAUCGAACAGGAGGGUUUGCCUCCAUCCAAGGGAAGUGAAGAGGAAGAAAAGCCGAAAUCUAAGGAAUUGCCAAGUCAGCCUGCCCCUUUGUCUGAAUCGGAAGAAAAAAUUGAAGAUAAGCAGAUUGAGCCUCCUCUAGCUGAAGAGGUAAAGAAAAUUGAUGGAACUCCCGUUUUGGAUGUUUCAGUUGAAGAUAAAGCAGACACCUUUAUUGUUUCCGAAUCAAUAGCAGCCGAAAAACAGCCACAAGAGGAACCAGAAGUUGAGAAACAACUGGAAGAGGCACCAAAGAUGGAAGAUGUCACUAAGCCAUCAGUUGUCGAUGACAGCACUAAAAGCCAACCACAGGAGGAACCGGUAAGGGAAUCUGUUGAAAAGGAAGCGCAAGAGCCCCAGCCAGUGGAGGUUGUUGAGAAGGAACUCGAGGUGGAGCCAAAAAUAGGUGAUAACCCCAAACCAUCAGUUGAAGUAAUUGAGGAAACAGCAAAAGUGGAGGUUUUACCUGUCAAGGAAUCAGAAACAGUAGUUGUGAAAAAUACAGAUAUUUCCGAAGUGGAGGCUAAGAAAGAAAUUCCAGCAACAGUAGUAGCGAAAGAUAUUGAUAUUUCAGAAGCGGAACCUAAGAAGGAAGAAAUUCAGGAACCAGUGCCGGAUGUGGAUGAUAAGCCACAAGAACAAUCCGAAGUUUCUGAACAAGUUGAGAAAGAAUGUGCAGAGGUUGAGACUAAAGAAAGUGUCAUAGAAAAAGAGGAAGAGACUUCACAAGAGCAACCGCCAAAAGAGGUGGUUGAGAAGCAAGCCGAGGAGGAGCCAAAAAUAGCUGAUACCCCUGAACCGCCAGUUGAAGUUGUUGAGAAAACAGAAGAAGCAGAGGUUCUACCUGUCAAGGAAUCAGAAACAGUAGUCGCGAAAGAUAUUGAAAUUUCAGAACUGGAGCCUAAGAAGGAAGAAAUUCGGGAAUCAAUGCCAGAAGUAGAGGAUAAACCACAAGAACAGUCUGAAGCUGUUGAACAAGUUGAGAAAGAAUGUGCAGAGGUUGAACCCAAGGAGAGUGUGAAGGUUGAAAUAGUGAAAGAGGAAGAGACUUUGGCUGAUAAGAUUGAGCAAAUCACUAAAGAGGAACCUAUUGUGACAGAAAGUUCAGAUCAAAUUACAUCAACCAAUGUGGAAGCUCAAGUUGAUACAAAUGUUGUAGAAAAAGAAAUAGUAGGUGAGAAAGAGAAAGAACUGAAUGGAACCGAGGUGGUUGAAGGUGUAUCAAAACAGGAAGUUGUGGAACCAGGAAAGGUUGAAUUAGAGAGUGAAGGAAAGAAUGUUGAAACUGAAGAGAACAAAGAGAAAGAAGGCAUGACUGAGGAAUUAGACAAGCCUAAAGUAGACAAAGUUGAGGAUGUCGUUACUUCAAGAGACAUUGAACUUGUUGCUGAAAAUGGAAAAGAAAGCAUAAAAGAUGAGACUGUCGCUUCAGUUGAAACAGAGAAAAAUGGAGAGGUGGAGGGAGAGGAAGUCACACCUACUACUGUCAAAGAACCAGUUGAAGAGCCCAAGAAACCAGAGUCAGAAGUGAAAGGAGAGGAAAAUGUACAAACCAGUGAAACCAACCUGGAGAAAGUAAAAGAAACUAGUGAGAUAGCAAAACCUGAUGUUCCAGAUCCUCCCAAAGAAGAGGUUUCGACAAAGCCUACUUCGAAACAAUCAAAUAACCUUAUAGCAAAGGUGAAGCAAUCGCUAGUGAAGGCAAAGAAAGCCAUCAUCGGAAAAUCACCCAACUCAAAAACAGUCUCUUCUGAAACCAAAGGUGACGUUAAAGACAAAUAAUUGGGCGAAAAUGCAAGGAUUUCCUAAAGCCCGGUAUCUUUAAUUGUUUUGUGUAUAGUGAAUUUGUUUGGUUGUGCAAUGUUUGUCGAUUUCUGUUGGUCAUUUGGCUUGUUUGUGUGACUAGCUAGUGUGUUUAUAGACAUUAUACAGAGUGGUUUAUUGGUUUAUUCAACAUUGUGAAGUUUUAGGCAGAGAAUUUUUUUUUUUGGUAUUUUUUUUCCUUCUUUCUGUUCAUUCUUUUCAAGGCCUGUAUGUAAUAGUCUGUGUGCUGGUUUUCAGUUGUUUGAGAAUUGGAGAUGAUAUAUAGAAUUCUGUUACAGUUGUGAUUAUUGCUUUCA
This is a messenger RNA of Camellia sinensis, 2474 nucleotides long. RefSeq lists its product as uncharacterized. NCBI's taxonomy places the organism in Eukaryota, Viridiplantae, Streptophyta, Magnoliopsida, Ericales, Theaceae. The record is from RefSeq and is a predicted model, not a curated record.